CGAGGUAGACGCGGGAGGCGUAGGCGCUGAGCGCCUGCAGCCGAAGCUCGGGCCCGGGGCAAAAUGUUUCAAGAUGAGCUUCGUGGCCUGGGGGCGGCCGAGGUUGGGGCCGCCCGGGAGGCACUUCAGGCCCUUUGUCAGGAACUGAACCUAGACGAGGACAGUGCAGCCGAAGCCCUGGGCGACUUCAUGGCCAUUCGCAGCACCUACAGCCUGGAGGGAGAAGUUGUACAUUGGUUGGCAUGUGCAUUAUAUGUUGCUUGUCGGAAAAGUGUUAUUCCUACGGUUGGAAAGGGCAUCAUGGAAGGAAAUUGUGUGUCACUGACCAGAAUACUCCGGUCAGCCAAAUUGAGUUUAAUUCAGUUUUUUAGUAAAAUGAAGAAGUGGAUAGACAUGGCAAACCUGCCACAAGAAUUUCGUGAGCGCAUAGAAAGGCUGGAGAGAAACUUUGAGGUCUCAACUGUGAUUUUCAAAAAAUUUGAACCAAUUUUUUUGGACAUAUUUAGAAAUCCAUAUGAGGAUCCACCAAAGUUGCCACGGAGUAGAAAACAGAGACGAGUUCCUUGCACUGUUAAAGAUCUCUUUAACUUCUGUUGGACACUCUUUGUCUAUACCAAAGGUAACUUUCGUAUGAUUGGAGAUGAUUUAGUAAAUUCUUAUCAUUUACUUCUGUGCUGCUUGGAUCUAACUUUUACAAAUGCCAUUAUGUGCCCAAAUAGAAAAGAUUUGCUGAAUUUGUCAUUCAAAGGUUUGCCACCUGAUUUUCUUACUUCUGACUUUAGAACCUCUGAAGAACCACCUUGUAUUAUUGCCACACUCUGUGAACUGCAUGAUGGACUUCUGGUAGAAGCAAAAGGGAUAAAGGAGCAUUAUUUUAAACCAUACAUUUCAAAACUAUUUGAUAGAAAGAUUUUAAAAGGAGAAUGUCUCUUGGAUAUUUCCAGUUUUGCAGAUAAUAGCAAAGCAGUAAAUAAGGAAUAUGAAGAAUAUGUUCUUACAGUUGGUGAUUUUGAUGAAAGGGUUUUCUUGGGAGCGGAUGCAGAAGAGGAAAUUGGAAGUCCUCAGAAGUUUACAGGUGAUACCCCUACAGGAAAAUUGAUUGCAAGAGUCCAUGUGGAAUGUAACCUUCAGCAGCAUUUUGCAAAAAAAAGAUCUUUUGCCCCUUCUACUCCACUGACUGGACGUCGGUAUCUGCGGGAAAAAGAAGCUGCUACUACUCCUGUAGCUUCAGCAACCCAAAGUGUGAGCCGAUUACAGAACAUUGUAGCUGGACUGAAAAAUGCACCAAGCGAGCAACUUGUGAAUAUUUUUGAGUCUUGUGUACGUAAUCCUAUGGAAAACAUCAUGAACAUAGUAAAAAGCAUUGGAGAAGCUUUUUGUCAACACUAUACCCAGUCAACAGAUGAGCAACCAGGAUCUCACAUAGAUUUUGCUGUAAAUCGACUAAAAUUAGCAGAGAUUUUAUACUAUAAAAUAUUAGAGACCAUAAUGGUUCAGGAAACACGACGACUUCAUGGAAUGGACAUGUCUGUUCUUUUGGAGCAGGAUAUAUUUCAUCGUUCUUUGAUGGCUUGCUGUUUGGAAAUUGUGCUGUUUGCAUAUAGUUCACCUCGUAGUUUUCCCUGGAUCAUUGAAGUUCUUGAUCUAAGUCCGUUUUACUUUUAUAAGGUCAUUGAAGUAUUGAUUCGGUCCGAGGAAGGGCUAUCAAGAGAUACAGUAAAGCAUCUUAACAGCAUUGAAGAACAGAUUCUAGAAAGUUUAGCAUGGAGCAAUGAUUCUGCAUUGUGGGAUGCUCUCCUCAUUUCUGAAAAUAAAGUUCCUACUUGUGAAGAAGUCAUAUUUCCUAAUAACUUGGAGAUAGGAAAUGUUCAAGGUCAUCUCCCAAUGAUGCCGUUGUCUCCCAUAGUGCACCCUCGUGUAAAAGAAGUUAGGACUGACAGUGGGAGUCUUCGACGGGAUAUGCAGCCAUUAUCUCCGAUAUCUGUUCAUGAGCGUUACAGUUCUCCUACUGCAGGAAGUGCUAAGAGAAGACUUUUUGGAGAGGAUACUUCCUCAAAACUGUUUGCAGACAAAACUGCAACAGAAGGAACCAAGUUGAAAAUUGCUUCAUCUUCAAGUAUUAUUGCUGAAAAUGUAUCUGUUUUACCUGGACAGAAUCUUCUAACUGUGACAUCAGCUGCAGUAACAGGAACAACGGGACAAAAAGUUACAAUUCCAUUGCAUGGUAUUGCUACUGAUACAGGAGGGAUCACAGUAAUACCUAUGUCAGUGAAUUCAAGUGAGCAAACUAAUGUGGACAGCCCUGUGCAAAUACCAAUUACUGCUCAGUCAUUAAGUUGUACUUCUCCAAAACAGACCCAUGCAACAAAAUCUCUAGAAAUGCAGCAGGCAGGAGUAAGCCGACCAAAAAGAACUGGAUCCCUGGCACUGUUUUAUAGGAAGGUCUAUCAUUUGGCAAGUGUACGUUUACGUGAUUUGUGCUUAAAACUAGAUAUUUCCAAUGACUUGAGAAGGAAGAUAUGGACAUGUUUUGAGUUCACAUUAGUGCAUUGCUUUGAUCUAAUGAAAGACAGACAUUUGGAUCAGCUUCUCCUAUGUGCUUUUUACAUUAUGGCAAAGGUAACAAAAGAAGAAAGAACUUUUCAAGACAUAAUGAAAAGUUACAGGAAUCAGCCCCAAGCAAAUAGUCAUGUUUAUAGAAGUGUUCUGUUGAAAAGAAUUCCAAGAGAAGUUAGCACAUAUGAUAAAAAUGUAAAAGAUACUGAAAUGACAGACUGUGAUUUAGAUUGUGCAAAAAUAUCAGACAGUUCCACAGGAACAAUGAAAGAGGAGAGGGGUGAUCUUAUCAAAUUCUACAAUGAGGUUUUUGUAGGAAGAGUGAAAUCAUUUGCACUAAAAUAUGAUUUGUCAAAUGAAGAUCAUGUGAUGGAAGCUCUACCUCUCUCUCCUUUCCCAAACAUUAAGCAGCAGCCAGUGUCACCUCGUCGGAUUUCUCAACAACACUCCGUUUAUGUAUCCCCUCACAAGAAUGGAGCCUGCCUUACCCCAAGAACAGCUCUCCUCUACAGGUUCAAUGGUAGUCCUUCCAAGAGUUUGAAAGAUAUCAACAAUAUGAUUAAACACGGUGAACAAAGAAGCAAGAAACGAGCAUUAACCAUUGAUGGUGAUACCCAAUCACCUACUAAACGCCUCUGCCAGGAAAAUGAUGAUGUAUUACUGAAACGACUACAAGAUGUUGUCAGUGAAAGAGCCAAUCAUUAACACUCAUGUGGUUUCAAGAAAAAAAUCAAAUUCAGGUCAGUUCCCCAUUUUUUGAAAGAUAGGCAUUCCUUUGGAACAACCAGUUCUGCACCAGAGUCUCUUGGGACACCCUGUACCAAAUGGUGUGGAAAUAGAAUGAGUUCAAUACUUUUUAUAUUUUUAUUUUUCCAAAAUGUGGCAUAAGAAAAAACUAUGCUUGUCAUUGGAACCUUUAAUCUAUAAUUGUCUUGAUUCAAAUACUUGAUUGGUGUUGUCAUCCACUAUAUUGAAAUUUUCUUUCUUAAGCCAUUAAGUAUAUGUAUCAGAUGCUCUUUAGGGGGGCAUAUUACAUUCAGGUGAAAUUUUAUACCCAUUAUCAUAUUUGGGAUUAGAGCUAGAUGAGUAACAAAGUAAACCUUAAGCCAUAAGGAUAUACUUUUAGAGGGAAAUGUUGUGUGCCUUUUUUCAUUUGUUAUAUAGAAUCUCUCACUGUUUUUAGGUUAGUGAAACAGGGAGAAAAUUGAUUGUAAAUAAUGCUCUUAAGAAGUUUUGAGCCAAACUUGUGUUCUGUUGUAAAUGUAAGUAACCUAUUUUUUAUAAUGUUAAGAAUACUUUUAGCCAAAGCUUUUAUAGAUUUCAGUUGUCAUUCUAAAACAGGAGUUGGCAAUCCUCCUCUAGCACUUGUGCCAAGAGAUGACAGGCCACAGAACUACAAGAUCUUUAAAACUGGAUUUGAUUUCAGAGGCCAUGGUCCAACCUAUACCUUAGUAGGGAUCUCUGCUACAUCUCCACCAAGUGAUCAUCUACUCUUCACCAGAAGACCUUCAGUGGGGGUGAACCUACUACUUCCUCCAGCAACCCAUUCCACUUUGGGAUGUUCUCCUAGUUAGGAAGUUGAGCAGAAAUCUACUUUUGUGUGCAUCUAUUUGUUGUACCAAGUUCUGCUUUCUGGGCUAAAGUAAAACAGGUCCAGUUCCCCUACUACAUGAUAACCCAUUACUUGAUGAUUCUGUUCUUACUAAAUUUUCUCUUCUUCAGGAAAAAAAUCCCAUUUUCUUUGGGAGACCAAUUCAACUUGCUCCAGCUUAUUAUCAGGCAUCCCAAAAUGUCAAAAGGAAAACGAAAUUAGUCUGACCUGACCCCUAUUCUCCAUGAAUUUUGAUCAUUAUUUCCCUUUCUAAAUGCUCACAUGUAAUCCUCAAGUUCUAGAAUCUUGCUAGGAAUUGAAAUUUUUUUUUUUUACUAGCUAUCAUUUGGUAUAUAGUCUGUGUGUGUGAACAAACCAAUGUUGAAUACUUUUUAAACUCUAUCCAGAAAUUGAAAUCUUGUUCUCAGAGAGCAGCUUAAAUUAGAUAAUUUACUUCCAAAUCUCAAUAUUUCUUUGGAAACUUCUACAUUAAUGGAGAGAUGAAAAUACAUAUAUCUUUUAAAGUUUAUAGUUUCUUGCCAAAGACUGCAUAAAUUUUUAUCAAUGUUUACUAGAUUUCUUUUAAUGAUAUAAUUUAUCCAUCUAUUGAAUCAUCUGGAUUAGCACAUUUGACACUUUUCAGAACAGCUUGAACAUCCUUGAAACUAUUUCCCAAAAAGAUACCAAAGCUUUCUGUUGUCUUCUACAGUUUGAUAUCCCUCAGCAGGGUGUAACCAGCAACCACAACUUGUCUCAUUACAGAUUUUUGAAUGGAUGACUUUUCUGAUGUGUCUUGGGAUCCAUAGGUGUGGUGUUUGUCUCUAUCAACUCUAAUGACUUUGUUGUUUGUAAAGAUUCCAACACAUUAAGAAAUUGUUCCCUAUUGAGUAUUUAGUUCCCAAGUGGAAAGUGCUUUAUACCUUCUGUCUUUUGGUACUGGUUAGAUAGAGCUUGUCAUCUCAAGGUCCCUUCUCAAUUUCUCUUUAAAGAAUGGAGUUCUUCAAAGGGAUACUUUAUUUCCCUUAAAAAACUAGACAUAAAUUCUUCUAGCCUGUCAUGGCAGCCUUUAAGAUAACAUCUGCCACACCUGCUCACUGUUUUCGUGUCUCAGUAACUUUGUUAAGCAUAUCUCUUCUUAGAAGUGACCUUGAAUGGAUGGACAAUUGGCAGAUUCCUCCCAAUUCCUAAUAUAAAUAGCUUUCCUCAUCUGUCUUAUGGGAGUCUAAAGCUGAAAUACCAGGUCAUUUAUUAUAAAACAUGUCACCCUUUUGCUGCUUCUACAGCACUAUCAUUUCAAGACUUUGCCCCAGCUUGGUCACAAUUCUUUUACUUCUGUAUCAAUGAUUAUUUGAUACUAAAACAGCUUGUCAGCAGUUUGCCCCACAUUCACACUUGGGAUGUCUAAAAAAGCCACCAUGGUAAAAAGGGUGUGAUGGGCUUACAGUGAAGCACUUUUCCUGUCUUUGGCCACCCCUUCUUUCUUUAAAGAGCAAUAAAUGCCUUUAAGUGACUUGCCCAAGGUCACACAGCUUUGAACCUCACUCCUCAUAGUCCUUGAAUAAGCCUUACUAGUUUCAACUCAUCAUUUAAAUUAAACUAAGGUUUUAGUUAACAUUUAUGAAAGCAUAAUUUGUGUAGUAUCCGCACCUUUGUAACUGAAAACACAGUGUACAUAUCUUUAUGUAACCUUAGUCAUUAAGUCCUUUCUACUUUAUUGAUAAGCAUGCAAAAGGCCAUGCAUUCACACAAAGAAUCUUUUUAUAGUUUCAAAAAUGUUUGGAUGAAGUUUGUUUAUUCCUUUUGUCUUGUUAUCAAUAAACCAUUUAAAAAUUUUUA
This is a messenger RNA of Antechinus flavipes (yellow-footed antechinus), 5983 nucleotides long. RefSeq names its product RB transcriptional corepressor like 1 (gene RBL1). Gene Ontology annotation, biological process: regulation of transcription by RNA polymerase II; negative regulation of G1/S transition of mitotic cell cycle; cell differentiation. Bases 64 to 3261 code for a protein of 1065 amino acids. The record is from RefSeq and is a predicted model, not a curated record. Gene Ontology annotation, cellular component: nucleus; chromatin; transcription regulator complex. Lineage: Eukaryota; Metazoa; Chordata; Mammalia; Dasyuromorphia; Dasyuridae. The transcript has 22 exons. Gene Ontology annotation, molecular function: RNA polymerase II transcription regulatory region sequence-specific DNA binding.